This is a messenger RNA of Emericellopsis cladophorae, 1026 nucleotides long. Its product is annotated as Methylenetetrahydrofolate dehydrogenase [NAD(+)]-like protein. The coding region runs from base 1 to 1026 and encodes 341 amino acids. The transcript has 3 exons. Gene Ontology annotation, cellular component: cytosol. Gene Ontology annotation, biological process: purine nucleobase biosynthetic process. Gene Ontology annotation, molecular function: methylenetetrahydrofolate dehydrogenase (NAD+) activity; methylenetetrahydrofolate dehydrogenase (NADP+) activity. The record is from RefSeq and is a predicted model, not a curated record. NCBI's taxonomy places the organism in Eukaryota, Fungi, Ascomycota, Sordariomycetes, Hypocreales, Bionectriaceae.
AUGAUGGCGUCGCAAGAUGCUGUCAAGACUUGCCGUGUGCUGACGGCCGAGACCAUUGCCAAAAACCUCUUGAACGAGGUCCGUGAUACCCUGGCCAAGAUCCAGGAGACUGGCAGCGGGCAGCCGAUGCUGGCAGCUUUCCUGGCCAACGGUGACCCUCACGCCGAGAAGUACGCGGAAUGGUCCAAGAAGACGUGCGAGGACAACGGCUUCAAGUUUGACCUUCGCAAUGUGGAGAAGGAGGCUCUCGAGGAGGAGAUCAUGAAGGCCAACGAAGAGGAGGAGGUCGAUGGCAUCAUUGUCUACUACCCCAUCUUCCCCAAGAACCCCAGCCACGACAAGUACGUGCAGGAGACAGUAGACCUCGGAAAGGACGUGGAGGGGAUGCGUCACCAACACCUCCACAACAUGUAUCACAACAUCCGCUACUUGGACCCGCCUGAGAACCGCAAGAAGUCCAUCUUGCCCUGCACCCCGCUGGCUGUUGUCAAGAUCCUCGAGUACCUCCAGAUCUACAACCCCGUCCUGGCGGCUGGCAACCGUCUCUACGGCAAGACCAUCACCGUCAUCAACCGGUCCGAGGUGAAUGGCCGUCCGCUGGCGGCUCUACUGGCGAACGACGGCGCCACCGUCUACUCCGUGGACAUUACCGGCGUGCAGCUGUUCACCCGCGGUCAGGGUAUCAAGAAGGUGCGCCAUCAGGUUGAGGACAAGGAGGGCUGGGGCCUGGAGCAAUGCCUCCCCAUCAGCGACGUUGUCAUCUCUGGCGUGCCGACCGAGUCGUACAAGGUCCCGACGGAGCUCAUCCGCGACGGCGCCGCGUGCAUCAACUUUUCCUCGUACAAGAACUUUGAUGGGCCUGCGAUCAAGGAGAAGGCGGCUCUGUACGUGCCGUCUGUCGGCAAGGUCACCAUUGCUGUCCUGCUGCGCAAUCUUGUGCGAUUGAUCGCCAACCGUCCCGCGAAGAAGCCUGCCGAUUCGGGCGACAUUGCCCAGGCACGCAACGAGGCCUUCGCUGAUGACUAG